UUUGCGUUUGACUCUCAUCCCCCUCCUCUCACAACUCCCUCUCUCUUUCUCAGACUCUCUCUCUCUCUCUCUUCUCUAAUAUCUUUGAUCGCUCUGCGUACCUGCGCUUUCUGUUCUUGUCCUACUAUUUCAGAAACAAGCGUCCCUUCUUAUUUCGGUACGCAAACCCAGGAAUCUCUCAAAAACAAUAAUAGAUAAGAAGGUCCAAAGCCAUCAAGACGGUUAGAUUGAGAGAUAAAGCCUUCUUUGGGCAUUUGGGUCUUCUGAGAGCUUUGUUCUAUUAUGAGCAAUAAAGGGCUCGUGGAGUUCUAAGUGCGGGUCUGGAUUUGAAUCUUCGGUGGUGCGGACGGGGGGAGAGUAAGUCAUGGCUGGUAGUAAUGAAGUCAACCUAAAUGAAUCCAAGAGGAUUGUGCCACUUAAUACAUGGGUUCUAAUCUCAAAUUUCAAGCUAGCUUACAAUCUCCUUCGCCGUGCUGAUGGAACAUUCAACCGUGAGUUGGCAGAGUUUCUUGACCGGAAAGUCGUUGCCAAUUCGAUUCCAGUUGAUGGAGUUUUCUCCUUUGAUCAUGUUGAUAGAGCCACCGGCCUUCUUAACCGGAUUUACAGACCUGCCCCAGAAAAUGAGGCUAAAUGGGGCAUUAUAGAGCUUGAAAAGCCCUUGAGCACGACCGAGAUUGUCCCGGUCAUAAUUUUUUUCCAUGGUGGAAGCUUCGCCCAUUCUUCAGUCAGCAGUGCUAUUUAUGACACCUUUUGUCGACGCCUUGUGAAAAUAUGCAAGGCUGUUGUGGUUUCUGUAAAUUACCGCCGAUCACCUGAACACAGAUACCCUUGCGCGUAUGAUGAUGGCUGGGCUGCUCUUACUUGGGUUAAAUCGAGAACAUGGCUUCAGAGUGGGAAGGAUCCCAAGGUUCAUGUAUAUUUGGCUGGAGAUAGUUCUGGUGGUAAUAUUGUUCACCAUGUAGCAGUGAAGGCAGCUGAGGAAGAAGUUGAAGUAUUAGGAAACAUCCUUCUUCAUCCACUGUUUGGUGGGCAAAAGAGAACUGAAUCAGAAAAGAGAUUGGAUGGUAAGUACUUCACGAGGAUUCAAGACCGCGAUUGGUAUUGGAGAGCUUAUCUUCCUGAAGGUGAAGAUAGAGACCAUCCGGCAUGUAACCCAUUUGGCCCCAGGGGCAAAAGCCUUGUGGGAAUCAAGUUUCCUAAAAGUCUUGUGGUGGUUGCCGGAUUGGAUCUUGUCCAAGAUUGGCAAUUGGCUUAUGUUGAAGGGCUCAAUAAAUCUGGCCAAGCUGUGAAACUCCUUUAUUUAGAGCAGGCCACCAUCGGGUUCUACUUCUUUCCAAAUAAUGACCAUUUCAACUGUCUCAAGGAGGAGAUGAGCAGCUUCGUGAAUACUGAUUGUUAAUAGAUCACUUAACCUUACCUACAGCAGCCAUACUUAACAGAAGCUUCACAUCUCACUUAGGUUCUUUUUUUUUUUUUUUUUUUCCCUUUUGCUGUGGUGUGUAGUUGUUAUAUGAUUGUGUAGUGUUACUUCUUAAUCUGUUGCCAAUCAUGGUGAUUAUUAGGCAGUUCUGCAACUGUUGGGAUUGGUUCUUCUUGUCUUGAGAUUACUGUGUCUUUUACAUGCAUAAAGUCAUUAAAUCAGGGAAGGCCACUUUCAGCAGCUCGGGGAUAGUCAGAACUCAUUCAUUUGAUUUGUGGGAUUUGUCUGAAACACCACCAGGUAUAUUAUAGCUUACCCUGGUGAGCUUUCAGCCACGAAUAGCGGGAAGAAAGAAGUAUUUGGGUAAUAUUUGGUGGUUGAUCGAUCUGUUUUAGUAAACAGAUGUCAUUUAUCAGCACUAAUUUCAGGAAAAUGUACUGGAAUAUAUCCAUCAUGUAAUGAACUUGUAUGUCAUACUCGUGUUCUUAGUUAUAUACAGAUUUUGUUUGCCCUUUA
Molecule: messenger RNA, 1936 nt
Organism: Juglans regia (Persian walnut)
Lineage: Eukaryota; Viridiplantae; Streptophyta; Magnoliopsida; Fagales; Juglandaceae
Product: gibberellin receptor GID1B-like
Exons: 2
Coding region: 365-1399 (344 amino acids)
Biological process (GO): positive regulation of gibberellic acid mediated signaling pathway; floral organ morphogenesis; raffinose family oligosaccharide biosynthetic process
Cellular component (GO): cytoplasm; nucleus
Molecular function (GO): gibberellin binding; hydrolase activity
Source: RefSeq, a predicted model, not a curated record